Molecule: messenger RNA, 1947 nt
Organism: Paramuricea clavata
Lineage: Eukaryota; Metazoa; Cnidaria; Anthozoa; Malacalcyonacea; Plexauridae
Source: the annotation of a GenBank genome assembly
AUGUCGCGUGCUUUAAAAGAGAACGAUGUACUAGAAUUAUCAAAGCUGUAUGAAGCUGAGUUUAACAAGCCGGAUUUGCAUGACAGAGUUUUGGUGUUUGAUGUUGUUGGAAAAGCUUUGUGGCAACACGUAUUAAGUGUUAAAAACGAGAGAAGUGGGAGCGAAGCGAGCGCUCAAAGCGAAGAUGGUAGCGAAGACGGGAGCGAGGAUGGGAGCGAAGAUGAAAACGAAUAUGAAUCUCCACUUCAAACUGAGAGGGAAGGAAUGAAUGCGGAGAGAAGCGAACUCACUCCUGUACUAAAACAAGUAGCUAAACCUGAGAAAAUCUGUGAAGCCUUGGAAAGCCGCGACAGCGAACGAAACGAAAAGGAAAGUGAAAGCCACGAUGACGAAUUCGCUUCAAAUGGUGAAGACAGCCAAAGAAAUGACGACGAGGCAAGCGAUAAAAUCGAAGAUGUACAAAUCCAAAAAGCGACCGAAACUAACGAGAAUGCAGACACUGCGUUUAACGAAAACGCGGAAACAAAUCAGAAUGAAAGCAAUGAAAACGAAACGAAAAGCCAGCAUGAUUGCGAAGUCGAAAAAGAUUCAAAUGAUGAAAAUCUCACCUCGAAUAACGAAGAACAAAGUGGAAAUAGCAGUGAGACUUCGAAUAAGAGCAAUGAAGCCAGCCGUCGUGGUAGUAAGGAAGAAAUCAUUCGACAGCAUAAAUUCUACAUUCAUAGUUCAUGGCUAGCUGUACAAAGCUCCUACUUCCGUUCCUUGUUUUUUGGUGGAAUGAGGGAAUCAAGCGCCACUGAAGUUCCUAUUCAGAUCUCGGCAAGCGAGGAGCAAGCUCAUUUGAUGUUAUUAGAAGCAAUGUACAGGAUCGAUAUUCUAGAUAUCGCUAAGGUAGACGAACUUUUGGAGGUUUUGAAACUUGCUCAUAUAUACGAUGCGAAAUUUGUCUUCAAGAAAUCUAAAUACUGCUUACAAGCUGCAGUGGUUUCCCUUGACAUUUGUGAGAAGAUUAUGUGCUUUAUUAAAAUUGAUAAUACAAUCACAGAUGUUGAAGAUCUUGUAGACACGCUACAGUCCUUUCUUGCAAAAGAAUUCAGCCCUUUAGAUAAAACAUGGCAGACAAAAAGUUUUACAGACCUGUACGAGCCGUCGUUGAAAUAUCUCCUAAGCAGCGAUAAACUGGUCACAGCUAGUGAGAAUACUAUUUUUCACGCAUUAAUGUAUUGGAUUGAGUACCGUGGAAUUGAGAAUGUCUUAGAAAGUGAGGGAAUGCCAUCCCUGUUGUCCGUUGUCAGAUUUGAAUUGAUGCCUGUUGAUUAUCUGUACAAUGUUGCACAGCACAAUGCUGUUGCAAGGAAGCUACCAGAUUUCAAUGACCAUUACUUAAGAGGGAUCAGUUAUCAUGCUCUAUCAGAUAGCAUGAAGCGACGGUUGCUGUGUCAACCAGUGAAGAGGAAAGCUACUACGCAGCCGUUCAUUCCUUACACAUGGGUGAUACCAAGAGAUGAGUUGGAUAAGUUGGUUGGAACGGACAAAAGACUCGUAUCAGAUCAAUUUUGGUACUGUGGUUAUAGAAUGGUCCUGGUAAUUACUGGAGUUGUCAAGGUCAACAAUUUAAGAGGAAACCAAGAAUUGUUCACAGCCACCCUCACCUUAGGAGUCUUUAACUUGACUCAACAAAGUGAAGUUAUUAUUCAGUGGCAGGCAACAAGUCAGUCUUUUAAAUCCACUCCUGUGGAAGGAAUACACACAUUUACCCAAAAAGCAUGUAUGUCAUCUGUGAGUAUAAAAUAUAGAAUGGACGUCCAACUAGAAAAAUCAAGUAGCAACGAAGCGAUGAUUAAUAGAUCUAGAUUCAACCCAAAUGCUUUUCUGAAACAGGAAAGGCCUACAACACCCUGCUUGUCAAUUGAUGUGAGAAUGAAUUUGCUUGAGUGUAUGCUUUGA